Messenger RNA from Saitoella complicata NRRL Y-17804, 1528 nucleotides. RefSeq lists its product as uncharacterized. The transcript has a single exon. The coding region runs from base 64 to 1449 and encodes 461 amino acids. The record is from RefSeq and is a predicted model, not a curated record. Lineage: Eukaryota; Fungi; Ascomycota; Saitoellomycetes; Saitoellales; Saitoellaceae.
GCAUGUGAAGCAGAGUUACGGCGUGAGUUUCCUGAUAUCCACGUCACGAGUAUCCGUGCUGUCAUGGCCGAAUGCAAUGGAUCGUGGACGUUGAGUCGGGAACGAUUGAGCGUUUUGGACAAGACUCGGAGUGGAAUUUGGAGGAGCUUGGUCAACGUUUUCACCCGUAAGAGGGCACGAUCGAGAUCGAACUCUGCUGCGGCGGGUGCGUUGACGUGUCCGGAACUGGAGGCGGAGAUGUGGGAUGCGAGGAAGGAUGAGCGUGAAGCACUUGUCGUGACAGAUGAACAACUGGCACGGACGUUGAAUGAGGAAGAGUAUGAGAAGAAAGGCGAGCUGGUUGAAUGUGGAUGCUGUUUCGGGGAUUAUGCAUGGGAAGACCUGGCAAGCUGCAGUGACGGCCAUCUGUUCUGCCAUGACUGUUUGAAGAAUACAUUCAAGGAGGGCAUUCUGGGGCAGGGAAGUCUACGAGGAUCUCCGACAGUGCCGUGUAUUUCCCUUUCCGGCGGAGACGUCUGCAAUGCCUAUAUUCCUUGGGACACAAUCGACAGAGUGGUGGAUCCCGAGUUGCGGCGUAUGCAUGCAGAGAGUGUCGUGAGGGAGCAACUGGAGAGAAGUGGUGUUAGGGUAGUGCGGUGUUCGUUUUGUCCUUACGCGGAGGUUGAGGAGGUAUGGUGGAGUGUUGUUGCGGCAUGGAACGGAAUGCAAGGCAGUGAGCUGUUGGCCGCAUUGGCUCUGUUGCCGAUCCUGGUUCUGGGACUCGCGGUGGUUCUGUUGUAUGCAACGGCGAGUGUGUUGAUACAGUGCAAGAACCCAGCAGUCUACGUGCGUGAUGCGAGAAGGAAAGUCCAUGCAAAAUGCCUGGAUAUCGGCAUCCAAAUCCGCCGCAAACGAAACGGAAGCCGGUUCAGAUGCCAAAAUAGCGAUUGCAGCCGAGACUCGUGUCUUGAGUGCGGUCGGGAAUGGUUCCCCUUCCACCGCUGUUUUGAAGAAGAAGGCGACGGUCUCCGUCUCUACGUCGAGAAAGCCAUGGCAGACGCCGUGAAGCGCACCUGCCCAAUCUGCCAAGUCUCGUUCGUCAAGUCUGAUGGAUGCAAUAAACUCGUGUGCCCAUGUGGAUAUGCGAUGUGUUAUGUGUGUCGACAGGAUAUUAGAGAAGAGAGCUACGCUCAUUUCUGUGAUCAUUUCCGACCGGUGCCGGGGAUGCCGUGUGAGGAGUGCCAAAAAUGCAAUUUAUACGUUGUGGAGGAUGAGGGAAUCGCUGUCAAGGAAGCGGCGGAGAGAGCGAGAAAGGAGUGGUUGGUGCAACAUCAGAAUUUCCGAGAAGAGAUAUACAAGGGAGCCGUCAAGGGCGAUAUUGGCCCCCCCGGCUUGUUGGAUAAUCGUUCGGAUGGAUGGGAUAUGGAUCAGAUUCUGGAGGAUAUAUUGGGUUAUUUCUUGGUGUAUUGAUAUUGCGGCGUCUUGUUUCUCAUGUUUCGGAGUUUAUGAGCACACUCAUUUGGAUACGGUUUAGUUAGGUUCUGGGUCG